CCCCCCCCCCCCCCGCAACUACCCAGCCCUCGGGGAGGUGCGGGCCGGGCGGGGGGAGGUGACUUGAUGUCAUCCUGAGCAGCUGGGCGGCGGGUGCCGGUGCGCCCAGAGCCGGGGCUCCCGCGGCGUCGCGUCGUGCUGGGUCGGGUCCCACGACUUGAGGAGAGGUCCGCGCGCUGCUCGGGUCAGCCCAGAGCGUGCCAGCCGUCCGCACCCCGACCAGGGGCUGAGCUGGGGGCAUGCUCCGGCCCCUCCGGAGCCGAAGAGAGAACCCGGGAGCGCCGCCACCCAGCGCCAGCGCCCGGAGCUGAACCUCUGCGAAGGAGCCCUGAUCGGCCGCCCCCUCCCCACCCGCAGUCCCCUGUGGUCGGGGACGGAAGUCUGGGCUUCUGAGAAAACCAGGGUGGGAACUCUAACUGGACUCUUCGGGAACCCCAGGACCUGAGGCCUGAGCCAUCCUCCUCUCUACUCUGCUGCCCCCCAAGACUGGGCAGUUGCCGAAGGCCCUGGGGGGGGGGGCCCAGACUGUGGUUGUGUGCCCCCCCCCGCCCCAGGAUGGGCCCAAGUUAGUCAGCCUCACCUCAUUCGGCAUCCUCCGGGCCCAGAGGGAACCCCAGGGGCCCUGAAGGCUUGACCCACCGCCUGGCCACCAUGGAGACAAAGCUGCCCCCUGCGAGCACCCCCACCAGCCCCUCUUCCCCUGGGCUGUCGCCUGUGCCCCCACCCGACAAGGUGGACGGCUUCUCCCGCCGUUCCCUCCGCAGGGCCCGGCCCCGGCGCUCCCACAGCUCCUCUCAGUUCCGCUAUCAGAGCAACCAGCAAGAGCUCACUCCACUGCCCCUGCUCAAAGAUGUGCCAGCCUCUGAGCUGCACGAGCUGUUGAGCCGGAAGCUGGCCCAAUGUGGGGUGAUGUUUGACUUCUUGGACUGUGUGGCUGACCUGAAGGGGAAGGAGGUGAAGCGGGCAGCGCUCAAUGAGCUGGUGGAGUGUGUGGGGAGCACCCGGGGGGUCCUCAUUGAGCCUGUCUACCCUGACAUCAUCCGCAUGAUCUCAGUGAAUAUCUUCCGGACCCUGCCACCCAGUGAGAACCCUGAAUUUGAUCCUGAAGAGGAUGAGCCCAACCUUGAGCCUUCCUGGCCACAUCUGCAGCUGGUAUAUGAGUUUUUCCUGCGUUUCUUGGAGAGCCCAGACUUCCAACCCUCUGUGGCCAAGAGAUAUGUGGAUCAAAAGUUUGUCCUGAUGCUCCUGGAGCUAUUUGAUAGUGAGGACCCCCGGGAGCGUGAGUACCUCAAGACCAUCCUGCACCGGGUCUAUGGCAAGUUCCUGGGGCUCCGGGCCUACAUCCGCAAACAGUGCAGCCACAUCUUCCUCCGGUUCAUCUAUGAACUCGAGCACUUCAAUGGUGUGGCUGAGCUGCUGGAGAUCUUAGGAAGCAUCAUCAAUGGCUUUGCGCUGCCCCUGAAGACCGAGCACAAGCAGUUCCUGGUCCGGGUCCUGAUUCCCCUGCACUCUGUCAAGUCACUGUCUGUCUUUCAUGCCCAGCUGGCAUACUGUGUGGUGCAGUUCCUGGAGAAAGACGCCACCUUGACAGAGCACGUGAGUACCUCUGGGGGGCAAGGCAGGCCCCACCCCUGCAGGUCUGACUCCUCUCUGCCUCAACUCCCACAGGUGAUCCGGGGGCUGCUCAAAUACUGGCCAAAAACCUGUACCCAGAAGGAGGUGAUGUUUCUGGGGGAGAUGGAAGAGAUUCUUGAUGUCAUCGAGCCUUCCCAGUUUGUGAAGAUCCAGGAACCCCUCUUCAAGCAGGUGGCCCGCUGUGUGUCUAGCCCCCAUUUCCAGGUUGCAGAGCGGGCUCUGUAUUUCUGGAACAAUGAGUAUAUCCUGAGCCUCAUUGAGGACAACUGCCACACUGUGCUGCCUGCUGUGUUUGGGACCCUCUACCAAGUCUCUAAGGAACACUGGAAUCAAACCAUCGUAUCUCUGAUCUACAAUGUGCUCAAGACAUUCAUGGAGAUGAAUGGAAAGCUGUUUGAUGAGCUCACAGCCUCCUACAAGCUAGAGAAGCAGCAAUGUUUAGUGUCCCUGUGUUCCUGCCAAGUGCCGGGCCAUCCACGCCCAGCCCCCCACUGCCUCCUCCAGUCGUGCUCCCACGUCCUUCCAGGGAGCAGCAGAAGGCCCGGGAGCGUCAGGAGCUAUGGCAAGGCCUGGAGGAGCUACGGCUACGCCGGUUACAGGGGACCCAAGGGGCCAAAGAGGCCCCCCUCCAGCGGCUUACACCCCAGGUGGCCACCAGUGGGGGUCAGAGCUAGAGAUCCCCUAGAAGGGGAAGAGCUAAAUUCGGAGCUCUCAGUCCCUCCAUCCCCUCUCCUGCCCAGGGGCCCAGAGAGACACACACCUACCCCUGGCCUUGCCAGAGCGGGCCUGGAGGGCUCCCUGCCUGGCCCGGCAUGGGCAGCUUUUGCUAUGGGGAGAGGAGGAGAGAUGGUGGUCCUGGCAACAGAACUCUCAGGCCUUUGUGGCAGGACUCGACCAGGGCAGGCUUGACCAGGAAGCUGCCAUCAGGGACUGCACCUGCCCCGCAAAGCUGGGCUCCAGACUGCAGGCAGGUUCCCACCCCGGCUCCUGCCUAGAGCAAGGGCACUUAGCCCCUUGCCUGCCCUGCCUCGUGCCAGCACGAGGUUCUUCCUCACCCCACCAUGGGAUCCAUGGUCUAUUUAUUCUCCCCAGCUCACCCCCAACACAGACGCUGUCCUGGGCCUGGGGCAUUUUCUUUCCCUCCUCUCCCUCACCCUGUACUUCCUUGUCCCCUUUUUAUUUAUUGGGCAGGGGGAGGGGUGAGGGCAUAGGCAGAAGAGAUUCCCCGUGUCCUAGGGUGGGGGGGGUGUCACAGUUACCAUGGUCUGUCCCCCUUCCCCUGCCUGGGGGUAGACUUAAUAAAGAGAGAAACUUGAGAA
This is a messenger RNA of Acinonyx jubatus (cheetah), 2954 nucleotides long. RefSeq names its product protein phosphatase 2 regulatory subunit B'beta (gene PPP2R5B). The coding region runs from base 652 to 2544 and encodes 630 amino acids. The transcript is spliced from 14 exons. Gene Ontology annotation, biological process: signal transduction; protein dephosphorylation. NCBI's taxonomy places the organism in Eukaryota, Metazoa, Chordata, Mammalia, Carnivora, Felidae. Gene Ontology annotation, molecular function: protein phosphatase activator activity. The record is from RefSeq and is a predicted model, not a curated record. Gene Ontology annotation, cellular component: protein phosphatase type 2A complex; nucleus; cytosol.